Molecule: messenger RNA, 807 nt
Organism: Aspergillus luchuensis
Lineage: Eukaryota; Fungi; Ascomycota; Eurotiomycetes; Eurotiales; Aspergillaceae
Product: cytochrome P450
Exons: 2
Coding region: 1-807 (268 amino acids)
Molecular function (GO): heme binding; monooxygenase activity; iron ion binding
Source: RefSeq, a predicted model, not a curated record
AUGAAAGCGAGAAUGAGCGAGAUUAUGGCGCCAGAGUUUGCGAAGAGACGGAAGGCGAAGAUUAGUGAAUUCAAUAAACCGAACACAAUGUUGCAGUGGGUUUGGGAUGAUUCUAGUGAGAAGGAUAGGACGGAUGAACAUCAGAGUAUGAUUCAGAUUCUGGCGACGGUUCCCACUGCUUUUGCAGCUACACAGGCGUUGUUUGAUCUGGCGGCGAGACCAGAGUAUAUACCUAUCAUCAGGGAAGAGUUUGAGUCUGUUUGUGACAGUUGCGAGGAAAAGCGUCCGACAAAGGAAGCAUUCGGGAAGAUGACCAAAUUGGACAGUUUCUUGAAAGAGUCCCAACGCAUCACGCCCCUCGCUUUGGUAGUAUCCUUCAAACGCGAAGCCCUUGAAAACAUAGACCUCGCAGACGGUACGCACAUCCCCAAAGGAUCCCACAUUGCCGCCCCAUCCUACCACAUCGGCCUCGAUGAGUCGCACUUCUCCUCUCCCGAGACAUUCGACGGCCUACGCUUCCACAACCUCCAACAAGCCGAAUUUGAAAGGACAGGAAAACCCAGCACAAAGUAUCAAUACGUUGCUGUGAAUGAGACCUCGCUGCAUUUUGGAUACGGCCUGCAGGCUUGUCCGGGGCGGUGGUUUGCCGCCAUCGUGUUGAAGUUAUUGCUGGGCUUGUUGGUAAUGCAGUUUGAUGUUAAGUUGAUGGAUAAGGGAGAGGGAAGACCAAAGAGUGAGAUUGAUCGGUUUUUCAUUUAUCCUGAUUCAACCAAAAUGGUUGUAUUGAGGAAAAGAGAGGGUGUUUGA